GCCGAGUGCGGGACUGGGGCUCCUGGCUGUGGGUGUGGUACUGAGGCUUCAGCCGGUGCCACCAGCCUAGAGGGAGUGGAGCGAUUUUCCUUUCAGAGAGCCUACGACUAGAUUUGCAUCUUUACGUCCUGCACGGAGGCUGCUACACACAUGCAGAAGUCAUGCUGGUGGCCUGGACAGUGAAGGGAGAGAAGUGGAUUUGGGAGACAUUUAGGAGGAGGGAAGACUGCAUGUCGAGGUGGUCAUAGAAUGUUGAGUAUCACACUUUCCUACCUCGCUUUUAUUUGCGCGGGUUUAAAUGCGCCUUAACAGAACCCGUGCAAAGGCUUGCCAACUGUCUGUCUGCACCGGAUGAGUAGAGCAUCUUCCUUGGUGGCAGGUGGGUGCGAGGAGGAGGGGGCUGGGCUUUUCUCCGGACGGGUGUUUGCCCAGAAGACCAUCAUCCCUGGACUACGUUAGGAGGAAGUGGCACCGCUCCGAGGUACGGGAAGAAGGGUUAUAAAGGGGGGAGUCCACCACACAUGGUCUUGAAGAAGCUUUUAUAAAAGGCAAAGGCAUCUUUGCCGGACGUUGUUGCAAAGGAGUAGAAACAAGCAGACGAAAACAUCCCAAAGGGUAACCACUAGCGUUCCUGCUUCUUGCAACAUUCAUCCCAGGCUUCCAGCUCAGCCCGCCCCAGGCCAGGUGAUCGGCCGCCACAUCCCCUGAGACUAAAGCACCUGCUCCUCCAUGAACUUGCCAAGAGCUGAGCGGCUUCGCUCCACACCGCAGCGCAGCCUCCGGGACUCCGAUGGGGAAGACGGUAAAAUUGAUGUCCUGGGAGAGGAGGAAGAUGAAGACGAGGUGGAAGACGAGGAGGAGGAGGCGAGCCAGCAGUUCCUAGAGCAGUCGCUCCAGCCGGGGCUGCAGGUGGCCCGGUGGAGCGGGGUUGCGCUUCCCCGAGAGCACAUCGAGGGCGGCGGCGGCCCGAGCGACCCCUCAGAGUUUGGCACCAAGUUCAGGGCACCGCCAAGGUCUGCAGCGGCCUCUGAAGAUGCCCGGCAGCCGGCAAAGCCCCCCAACUCGUACAUCGCGCUCAUCACCAUGGCCAUCCUGCAAAACCCGCACAAGCGCCUCACGCUCAGCGGCAUCUGCGCCUUCAUUAGUGGCCGCUUCCCCUACUACCGCCGCAAGUUCCCCGCCUGGCAGAACAGCAUCCGCCACAACCUCUCGCUGAACGACUGCUUCUUUAAGAUCCCCCGCGAGCCGGGCCACCCAGGCAAGGGCAACUACUGGAGCCUGGACCCCGCCUCCCAGGACAUGUUCGACAAUGGCAGCUUUCUCCGGCGCAGGAAGCGUUUCAAGCGCCACCAACUGACCCCGGGAGCUCACCUGCCCCACCCCUUCCCUCUACCUGCGGCACACGCCGCCCUGCACAACCCCCGCCCAGGCCCUCUGCUUGGGGCCCCUGCCCCGCCGCAGCCAGUCCCGGGGGCCUACCCCAACACCGCCCCCGGGAGACGCCCUUACGCUCUGCUGCACCCGCAUCCUCUUCGCUACCUACUGCUCUCGGCCCCCGCCUAUGCCGGGGCACCGAAGAAAGCAGAAGGCGCGGACCUGGCGACCCCGGCACCCUUCCCGUACUGCAGCCCUCACUUGGUCCUCAGCCUUGGGAGGAGGGCAAGGGUCUGGCGUCGCCACCGGGAGGCGGAUGCAUCUCUUUCAGCAUUGAGAGUAUUAUGCAAGGGGUCAGGGGAGCGGGUACAGGGGCCGCGCAGAGUUUGUCCCCGACCGCGUGGAGCUACUGCCACCUGCUCCAGCGACCAUCAAGCCUGUUGCAUCCCCAAACCACUGCCCCUUUGCUGCAAGUGUCCGCCGCCGCCGCUGCUCGGACAAUUUUGCAGCAAUAGCAGCAGCAUCAGGAGGAGGACUGCGCCAACGGCUGCGCUCCCACCAAGGGCGCAGUGCUGGGCGGGCACCUGUCAGCCGCGUCGGCGCUGCUGAGGUAUCAGGCAGUGGCAGAGGGCUCUAGGCUGACAUCGCUGGCUGCCCCUUUGGGCAGAGAGGGGACCUCACCAGUUUUUUUAGUAUCGCCCACGCCCAGUUCCCUGGCCAACUCCGCAGGGCCCUCCUAGAGCCAGGUGGGAGUGGGGAGCGACCCGCAGCUGCUCACUCCACCUUGCGCGGCCCAUACUGGGCGUGUGCAUCUGAAUCCCGCUGGAGAGCAAACACGAACUUCUGUCCGCUGCAAAAUGGUUAGAAAGAAACAGCUGGAUUACUUUCCUCUAAAAACCACCUGAACGUAACCUUCGCAGGGUGUCAAGUCAUCUUUUCUUGCCUUCGGUUGUGGCUUCUAUGGCUUUCCCGAUUUGCACAUUUCCUGGGGUACUAUGAACGUGAGUGGGGUAUUUUGUUCUGGCAUUAAAAGAAAAACAAGCAAGCAAACAAAAACACAGCCUCCGAUGCCAAACAUGUUCCCCCUUCUUCACUUCCUUGGAACUGGAAGUAUUAUUCCUAAGUCUAGUGCAAAAUGCUUCUACUCUCUGUGUCUUCCUGAUAGGGAUGUUUAAUGUAAGUAGGAUAUUAAUUUCAGAACAUUGAUUUCUUAUCUGUGUGUCUGACGUGCCAUCUUUAAUGUUAAAAUUAAGGUGUUAAAAUUAAGCCUAGUUAUAUAGACGAAAUAAAAUGCUAGGUCACUAC
This is a messenger RNA of Gorilla gorilla gorilla (western lowland gorilla), 2679 nucleotides long. Its product is annotated as forkhead box protein D4-like 3. The coding region runs from base 730 to 1983 and encodes 417 amino acids. The record is from RefSeq and is a predicted model, not a curated record. Lineage: Eukaryota; Metazoa; Chordata; Mammalia; Primates; Hominidae. The transcript has 3 exons. Gene Ontology annotation, molecular function: DNA-binding transcription factor activity, RNA polymerase II-specific; RNA polymerase II cis-regulatory region sequence-specific DNA binding. Gene Ontology annotation, biological process: cell differentiation; anatomical structure morphogenesis; regulation of transcription by RNA polymerase II.